This is a messenger RNA of Rhinocladiella mackenziei CBS 650.93, 948 nucleotides long. RefSeq lists its product as uncharacterized. NCBI's taxonomy places the organism in Eukaryota, Fungi, Ascomycota, Eurotiomycetes, Chaetothyriales, Herpotrichiellaceae. The transcript is spliced from 2 exons. Gene Ontology annotation, cellular component: THO complex part of transcription export complex. The coding region runs from base 1 to 948 and encodes 315 amino acids. Gene Ontology annotation, biological process: mRNA processing. The record is from RefSeq and is a predicted model, not a curated record.
AUGGCAACCUUCACAGUUUUAGAUCAAGCAGAAGAAGAUAAACUUCAUGCUACACGACUUCUCGGGAUCGAAGAGCGCCCUUUCAGACGUCUAACAAAGAGACUUCUUGCUCCCACAACACCAAUCUGCUCCUUUCUUAACCGGCCGACUGCUUCGGAUGACUCCACAGCAAAUCAUGACGCGGGGGAGAAGCAUGAACAAUUCCUCAAAGACCUUCAACGAUUUCGCGAAGAUGUAAUUCUCGAUUUUGCUGCGUUCGACAGUAGCAUUGCGCGAAUACAAUUCCUUCGAGCGGCCAACGAGAGGGAACGAGAGCGCUACGUGGCAGAAAAGCUGAACAUCGAGGCCACAGCGCAAGAAGUGCGGGACAAUACGGCACACUUGCGUGUUCAACUCGAUGAAGCACAAAAGACAUUGGCGGUCCGCAAAACUUACGACGUGCUCGCGGACAAAAUCACCAAGAAUGCGUCACUGAAGCCACGCGACGAACAACAUGUGAAUAUCGAAAAGCUCAAGGCGGAAAUCGAAGAGCUGGAACGCGAGGCUCAGGAGCAUACACAGGCAUGGGUGGAACGGAGAGAACAAUUUGAAAAAGUGAUGAGUGAAGGCAUGAGAUUGAGGCGGGUGAUACGAGAUGAGAAGGAGCCGGAGAAGGACGAUGAAAUAGCAGAGCACGACGAGGAGCGUCUCCUGGGAGUGGGCCGGGGAAGGGAUGGUAUGUCGACCGCAGGCACACCCCGACCGAUUGACGAUGCACCGACGCCGCUGGCAGGGCUCCGUGGGAGUGGAGCGCUGACUCCGAGGUCGACCCUACCUGAGGGUGGAGGGACGAGCCCUCGGCGGGCGGUAGAUGAGGAUGUGAAUAUGGAUGGGGUGGCUGGAGCAGGAGUAAAUGAAGAAGGCAAUGCUGCGAAUAUUGAGAAACCUGUUGACAUGGACACGAGUUGA